Messenger RNA from Cucurbita pepo subsp. pepo (vegetable marrow), 1283 nucleotides. The record is from RefSeq and is a predicted model, not a curated record. NCBI's taxonomy places the organism in Eukaryota, Viridiplantae, Streptophyta, Magnoliopsida, Cucurbitales, Cucurbitaceae.
AAGAAGUGAGUAUAUAAGCAUCUCUCUGAUUCAGAAUCGCGCACUAUUCAUCUUCGUCGUCGUCGUGUUGCUUCUUUCGGGUUGAUAAUGGCCGCCUCAUUUACGGCUCCGGCUCAGGGCCUGGUUCAUUGUCGAAAUCCGACGCUCGGAUUUUCCGAUUCCAUCUUCAAUCGCACUCAACUUCAAUUUCAGGGGCCAGUUCCUGCAAAAUCACAUCGCCUCUCCUUUUCGUAUCAAUUGAAGCUUGCUAAUGAUGCCUUUCCGAGAAAGGAUCACCGUUGCUCUUUUGUGCAGACGGCCGCCGUUCGCCACAUCGUCGGCUCUCUUGCCAAAGCUGGUGGNUUUUCUUUUCGUUCCUCUUUAGGUAUUUUUGUUAAUAAUUUUGUACUUGUGAGGUCUCGGCGUCUGAAGUGGUUUUUUCUUAUCGUCUACCUAAAAAGCCUUCCGAGCGAAUUCUGUUAUCAUGAAUCUAAACUGAUUUUUUCCCCCUUGUCAUUUUUUGACGAUGGACUAGUUGUGGGGCGGUUUAACGAAAUUGUGACAAGGCCAAUGCUUGAGGGAGCUUUGUCUACAUUCAAAAGUUAUUCAGUUCAAGAUGAGGAUAUUGAUGUUGUCUGGGUUCCGGGGAGCUUUGAUAUUCCUGUGGUAGCUGAAAGGCUUGGGACAUCUGGAAAGUACCAUGCUGUCUUAUGCAUUGGAGCUGUGAUUAGAGGUGACACAUCCCACUAUGAUGCCGUUGUAAGCUCUUCUGCAUCCGGAGUACUUUCUGCGGGAUUAAAAUCAGGAGUUCCAUGCGUAUUUAGUGUCUUGACUUGUGACAACUUGGACCAGGCUUUCAAUCGAGCUGGUGGUAAACAUGGAAAUAAGGGUUCUGAGGGUGCUUUGACUGCUAUGGAGCUGGCAUCGUUGUUCGAGUACGACCUGAAGUAGUCGAGAAACAGGAUCUAACGUUUUCCACAUUGCGGGUUUUCAGUCUUGUGAUUUCUCUGUUGUCUUUGCUAAUGGUGGAAUGCUUCAUCAAAUUGCUAAAAGCCACAUGAUGUCUCAGGCAGAAGUCAGCUGGAACUGCUCGAGAGGAAGGAGUGUAAGUUCUCAUGAUUUCAAUUCUCAAAAUUUCUUUGUUCAGCAUUGUCUUUUUAAGUUCUAUGUUAGAAUAAAAGACAUGGGGGCGUUCACUUGUGGCAUUGUGUGGUUUGCAAUGCGCAACGAACAAAGAUUAUAUUACCGAAGAGGCCUCGUUACUCAGUUAUAAAUUAACUAUGAACGUUCUAUGGUAGCCUCUA